This is a messenger RNA of Varanus komodoensis (Komodo dragon), 2043 nucleotides long. It is a transcript of the gene TMEM120A, whose product is annotated as transmembrane protein 120A. Gene Ontology annotation, biological process: fat cell differentiation. NCBI's taxonomy places the organism in Eukaryota, Metazoa, Chordata, Lepidosauria, Squamata, Varanidae. The transcript is spliced from 12 exons. Gene Ontology annotation, cellular component: membrane. Bases 38 to 1063 code for a protein of 341 amino acids. The record is from RefSeq and is a predicted model, not a curated record.
GGCCUGGCUCGGGUCCCCCGUCGCCUCAGACGCCGCCAUGAACUUCCGCGCCUCGGUCGGCGAGUGCCUGCGGGACUGGGAGGAGCUGCAGGACAGCUUCCAGCGCGUGCAGGAGACCCACAGGCUGUACCGACAGAAGCUUGAAGAGCUCACAAAGCUCCAGGGCGGCAUUGCCAGCUCCAUCACGCGGCAGAAGAGGAAGCUGAAGGAGCUCUCCCUGGUCCUCAAAAAAUGCAAGUCCGCAGUCGGCAGCGCAGAGGAGAAAGAAGGCGGCACCAUCCAGGAGCUGCAGAGCCUGAUCAAGGAGCGGCAGAACGUCUUCUUCGACAUGGAGGCCUAUUUGCCCAAGAAGAACGGGCUGUACCUGAGUCUCGUGCUGGGGAACGUGAACGUCACGCUGCUCAGCAAGCAAGCCAAGUUUGCAUACAAAGAUGAAUACGAGAAGUUCAAGCUGUACCUCACCAUCAUCCUGCUCAUGAUCUCCUUCACCUGCCGGUUCCUCCUGAACUCCAGGGUGACUGAUGCCGUCUUCAAUUUCCUCCUGGUCUGGUAUUACUGCACUCUGACCAUCCGGGAGAGCAUCUUGAUCAACAACGGAUCCAAGAUUAAAGGCUGGUGGGUUUUCCAUCACUACAUUUCCACCUUCCUCUCGGGUGUCAUGCUAACUUGGCCAGAUGGACUCAUGUACCAGAUGUUCCGAAACCAGUUCCUCACCUUCUCCAUGUAUCAGAGCUUCGUCCAGUUCCUCCAGUACUACUACCAGAGUGGCUGCCUCUACCGGCUGCGAGCCCUGGGCGAACGGCACACCAUGGACCUCACCGUGGAGGGCUUCCAGUCGUGGAUGUGGCGAGGCCUCACCUUCCUCCUCCCGUUCCUCUUCUUUGGCCAGUUCUGGCAGCUUUACAACGCCGUCACCCUCUUCCAGCUGGCCAGGCAUCCGGAGUGCAAAGAGUGGCAGGUGCUGAUGUGCGGGUUUCCCUUCUUCAUCCUCUUUGCCGGGAAUUUCUUCACCACUUUGCGGGUUGUUCACCAGAAAUUCCAAGCCAAGGCCAAGAGGCAGUAAGCGCGAUCCAAAGUGCCUGGCCCGCCGCACGCGCCCCCCUCCCCCCCGCCGCCUCUAGCCCUCCAGUCGCCUUCGUCCUUCACUCGGCUGAGCAGUGUGGCUGCCCCAACCGGACAAUCGACCUGGCGCCAUGCGUCCCUCUUUUCGGCCCUCUUCUUCUGCCUCUUCUCGCGAACGGUGGAGAAAGGAGGCAGCACGUGAGCUGCGCUUCUGCCUUCAGCCCGAGGGCUUCCCCUCUCUUCCCCCGAGAAGGGCGUCCAGAUGGAGGCAUGGGUCUGAGCCGCCAGAGCACGCUGGAGAAGCGAAAGACACGUGGGACAGAGUGUUUGGCCACCGUUCUGCACCCCCUUUCCUGCCUGCUGCCAAAAGAGGGGCCCGCUGCCUUCCCGAGCCCCCGUCUACUUAAACUGGGGGGGGUGGAAGGGAGCAGGCGCGGCUUCGGCAUCUCCGGCGCGCCAUUCUGGCGUCCUGGUGUUUCUUCUUGCAUCUGAGCCAGGCUGUGAGGAACCAGCCAACCCUCUCGUAUCGGCCUUUUCCUCCCCUUCUCUGCAUGGUUAUGUCCGCCGUCAUCUUCCUUCUGUGGGGGCAGAUGGAGCAUUUGGCCCCCAGCCUUGUUCAUCCACCGCCCAGCGUCCCCCUUCAUAUCCUCUCCCUGCCCCGGAUGUGAUCACUGAGGGCUAGCCAGCUGCAUGGAGCGGCGUGGCCCGGCUGGUGCCUUCCCUGGACUGGGCGGGGCGCACGGCUCCAAGGCCUGGGCAUUUUUGGCGUUCGUUCGUGCGGCAACUCCGUGCAGGGCUCCGGAAGGGCUGAAGGCCAGGGUGGGAGCGCGCAGCGCUCUGGCCUCUGCUCGGCGCGACUCUUCUCUGGCGUGGCUCGGUGUGCGUACGUGAGCGUGACGCCGUGCUCUCCCGCCUGUGUCAUCCUCUCCCACAAAUGUACCCGUCAUGAACAAGCUGGGAAAUAAAAGGGAAAUGGCUGCC